AUGAAUACUAAAAAUAAAUCAGGACAUUUGUAUGAUAUUGCCAAUUUUGUGGUCAAACACACUUUACAGUCUUCUGAAAUAUUUAAUUGUUUGAAAUUGACUUGGAUACCCGACCCAAAGUAUGAUUUUCCUAUACGUGCAGAAGGCAGACAUAAUAGAAAAUUUCAAUCUAAGUAUUUAGAAAUAUUUCCAUGGUCAGCUUAUAGUGAGAUUAAUAAAGGAGCCUAUUGCAAAUGGUGUGUUGUAUUUGCUUUUUCAGGCGGUGGAUCAGGCAACCAGUCGUUAAAGAAUCUAGUAAGAGAGCCGAUGACCAAUCAAAGGGCAAAAGACUUCUUAAAAAACUAUGAAAAUGGAGACCAAACAGCGGUAAACGUACUUCUCAGCAAUCAAAAAAGAGAAAUAAUUGAACACUAUUGUAAGAGACUUAUACCUAUAAUUAAAACUAUACUUUUUUGCGCACGUAAUAACUUGCCAUUACGUGGUCAUCGAGAGUCCGGUUCACUUAAAUUUGAUAAUGUACGUGAAGAUUGUUUAUCGGGUAAUCAAGGAAUUUUCCGAGCUUUAUUGUCUUUUCGCAUGGAAUCUGGUGACAGAGACCUUAAGUCUCAUUUUGAUAUUUCUGCUAAAAAUUGUACAAUGAUAAGCUCUACUAUUCAAAAUGAAAUUAUCGAAUCAAUGGGUUCUUUUUUAUCCACACUACCGGUUACUUCUGCCACUCCAGAACGCACGUUUUCUAUUCUUAAAAAAAUAAAAACUUACCUGAGAUCAACAAUAUCGCAAGAAAGACUAAAUGGCUUGGCUUUAACAAACAUUAAUGCCACUGGUAUAAUCAAAACAAAUAUGCAAAUGCUACAAGCCUCUGCCCUAGUAAUAAUUAUGAAUCCUCAAAAAAAGUUUGAGUUGAAAUCAGUUACAUUAUUGUCUAUUGAGCAAAAACAAGCCUUAGUAUUAUUCAUGCAAGAGCUACUAAAGGCUACUUUCAUACCUUGUACUGCUCAUAGUUUAAAUUUGGCUGGUGUCAACGCUGCAUCAUCAAAUGUUCAAAUGAAAAACUUUUUUGGCAAGAUUCAACAAUUAUUCAAUUUUUUUUCGGGUUCACCUUCUCGUUGGGAAGAAUUGAAAUCAUUGAAACUCACACUUAAACCAUUUUCUGAUACAAGAUGGUCUUCUAAAUCUGUAGCUAUAAAAGCGGUUUUUAUACAACUACCCGAAGUAAAAAAUGCCCUUAAUAAUAUAAUUGAAAAAGGUAAUGCUGAAUCAAUAUUUUUGGAUAAAAGUUUAUUAUUAUUCAUUGACUAUGAAUUUAUUUGCUUGUUAUCUAUUUGGAAUGCUAUCCUUUCAAGCAUUGAUCGCGUUAAUGUUUGUCUACAAUCGAAAUCAUUAACAAUAAAUAAAGCUGCAAAUCUAAUUAAAGGAUUAAUUAAUGAAAUCACCGAUUUGCGAACUAAUAGACCUGAAACAUUAUUUCAAAGUGCUGAAGAAUUAACUCAAAAAAUUGCAACUGUUUUUCCUCAAAAAGAAUAA
Molecule: messenger RNA, 1524 nt
Organism: Metopolophium dirhodum (rose-grain aphid)
Lineage: Eukaryota; Metazoa; Arthropoda; Insecta; Hemiptera; Aphididae
Exons: 7
Coding region: 1-1524 (507 amino acids)
Molecular function (GO): protein dimerization activity
Source: RefSeq, a predicted model, not a curated record